GCGGCGGGGCGGGCGUCCGCCCUCAGCGUCGGCGCGCAGGAGGCUGGCAGGGCCGGUGCUGGGCGCUGGAGCUGCCGCCGCGGCGGGAAGAUGGAUGUGCCGCGCUCGUCCCUCGCCGCUCGUCAUCCUCUCCUGGCCGCGGCACGGGCUUCCAAAGCAAAUGAGACCAGGACCUUAAGGAAUGUCAUGCAGUAGGUGCUGAACUAACUGGCACUAAAAGGAACAGAAAAAGAUGGCAGUCCAUAUUUGAAAUAAUUAAGCACGUGGACUCUCACUGAUAAGAAACCAUGUCAAAAAAAGGACGUAACAAGGGCGAAAAGCCUGAGGCACUGAUAGUUGCCUUACAGGCUGCCAAUGAGGAACUCAGGACCAAGCUAACAGACAUUCAAAUUGAGCUGCAUCAGGAGAAAUCAAAGGUUGCUAAACUUGAAAGAGAGAAGACUCAAGAAACUAAGCGUAUCCGCGAGGCGGAGCAGCGCAAGCAGACUGUGCAAAUCACAGAGCUAAAAGCCAAACUUCAUGAGGAGAAAAUGAAGGAGCUGCAGGCCGUGAGGGAGAACCUCAUCAAACAGCAUGAGCAGGAGAUGACACGGAUGGUUAAAGUCCGAGACAGCGAAAUCCAGCGCCUCAAGUCAGCGCUGUGCGCGCUGCGGGAUGGGAGCAGCGAUAAAGUAAGGACAGCGCUGACUAUUGAGGCUCGUGAAGAGGCCAGAAAACAGUUCGACUCCGAGCGCCUUAAGCUUCUACAGGAAAUUACUGAACUGAAGUCUGCCAAAAAGCAGGUAGAUGAAGCCCUUAACAACAUGAUCCAAGCCGAUAAGAUCAAGGCGGGGGAUCUUCGGAGUGAGCAUCAGUCCCAUCAGGAAGCCAUUUCCAAGAUCAAAUGGGAAAGUGAAAGGGAUAUUCGCCGCCUGAUGGACGAGAUCAAGGCUAAAGACAGGAUCAUAUUUUCCUUGGAGAAAGAACUGGAGACACAGACAGGCUAUGUGCAGAAGCUGCAGCUGCAGAAGGAAGCUCUGGAUGAACAGCUCUUCUUGGUGAAGGAGGCAGAGUGUAACAUGAGCAGUCCCAAGAGAGAGAUCCCAGGAAGGGCUGGAGAUGGUUCGGAGCACUGCAGCAGCCCUGACUUGCGCAGAAACCAGAAGAGGAUAGCAGAGCUGAACGCCACAAUCCGGAAGCUGGAAGACAGGAACACGUUGCUUGUUGAUGAGCGAAAUGAACUGUUGAAACGUGUCCGAGAAGCUGAGAAACAAUGUAAACCUCUUCUGGAAAAGAACAAGUGCCUCACGAAGAGAAAUGAUGAACUUAUGCAGUCUUUGCAGCGCAUGGAAGAUAAACUCAAAGCAGUCACUAAAGAAAAUAUAGAAAUGAGAGAAAAAAUGACAUCACAUCCUCCUCUAAAGAAAUUAAGAUCUCUCAAUGACCUGGAUCAGGCUAAUGAGGAACAAGAAACUGAAUUCUUAAAACUUCAGGUCAUAGAACAACAGAACAUAAUUGAUGAGUUAACAAGGGACAGGGAGAAACUCAUUCGUCGCCGAAAGCAUAAAAGGAGCUCAAAGCCAAUUAAGAGACAUGUGGUAGAUACAGUUUUUGGGUAUGAUGAUGAUUCCAUGGACUCUGAAACAUCCUCUGUGGCCUCAUAUAGAACAGACAGAACACCAGCAACCCCAGAUGAUGAUCUGGAUGAGGGUUUAGCAGCAGAAGAAUCAGAGCUGCGGUUUCGACAGCUGACAAAGGAGUACCAGGCCCUGCAGAGAGCAUAUGCACUACUGCAGGAGCAGACAGGAGGCAUCAUAGAUGCUGAAAGAGAAGCCAAGGCUCAGGAGCAGCUCCAAGCUGAAGUCCAGAGGUAUAAAGCCAAAAUAGAAGAUCUGGAGAAAACUUUGGCACAGAAAGGGCAGGACUCACACUGGGUGGAGGACAAACAGCUUUUCAUUAAGAGGAACCAAGAGCUUUUAGACAAGAUAGAGAAACUGGAAGCAGAAAACAACCGUCUGCAACAGGAGUUGCAGGAUGCCCGAGACCAGAAUGAGCUGUUGGAGUUCCGCAACCUUGAGCUGGAGGAAAGAGAGAGGCGGUCCCCACCAUUUAAUCUCCAGAUUCACCCGUUCUCAGAUGGUGUCAGUGCUCUACAGAUCUACUGCAUGAAGGAAGGAGUUAAGGAUGUCAGCAUCCCAGACCUCAUAAAGCAGUUAGACAUCCUAGGUGAUAAUGGGAAUUUAAGAAAUGAAGAACAAGUGGCCAUAAUUCAGGCUUCCACUGUGUUGUCCUUGGCAGAAAAGUGGAUCCAGCAGAUUGAGGGAGCUGAAGCUGCUCUGCAUCAAAAGAUGAUGGAACUGGAAAGUGAUAUGGAGCAAUUUUGCAAAAUAAAAGGUUAUUUGGAGGAAGAAUUAGACUACAGGAAGCAAGCUCUUGACCAAGCAUACAUGAGGAUCCAGGAGCUUGAAGCCACCUUGUACAAUGCUUUGCAGCAAGAAACGGUGAUAAAGUUUGGGGAACUACUCACUGAAAAACAGCAGGAAGAGCUGAGGACAGCAGUAGAAAAGCUAAGACGUCAGAUGCUGAGGAAAAGCAGAGAAUAUGAUUGCCAGAUUCUUCAGGAGAGGAUGGAAUUGCUCCAGCAGGCUCAUCAGAGGAUCCGAGAUUUAGAAGAUAAAACUGACAUCCAAAAGAGACAAAUUAAGGAUCUGGAGGAAAAGUUUCUAUUUCUAUUCUUGUUCUUCUCUCUUGCCUUUAUUCUUUGGCCUUGAUGUCAAUGUGCCUCUUUGAAAGAGUGACCGACCACCCAGAUAAGUGCUUAUAAAGGCAAAUGCUUCCAUCCCCCUGAUGAAGAGAACAUUGUUUACACCUAUUUUAAAAAGUAUAAAAAGGAACAACCUGUAGCCAAGACUGUAACCACCUUGUAUUUUAAAGCCAUCACUCAAGAUUUGCUACUUGACAGUUCCUGUCUAAAGCUAUGAUAUAUGCUGCAUCUAAUAAAAUUCUGUAUGUUGAAAUUACAAAA
Tyto alba (common barn owl) is the source of this 3004-nucleotide messenger RNA. RefSeq names its product janus kinase and microtubule interacting protein 2 (gene JAKMIP2). Lineage: Eukaryota; Metazoa; Chordata; Aves; Strigiformes; Tytonidae. The coding region runs from base 288 to 2750 and encodes 820 amino acids. The transcript is spliced from 22 exons. The record is from RefSeq and is a predicted model, not a curated record. Gene Ontology annotation, molecular function: microtubule binding; kinase binding.